Molecule: messenger RNA, 2898 nt
Organism: Radiomyces spectabilis
Lineage: Eukaryota; Fungi; Mucoromycota; Mucoromycetes; Mucorales; Radiomycetaceae
Product: P-loop containing nucleoside triphosphate hydrolase protein
Exons: 17
Coding region: 1-2898 (965 amino acids)
Molecular function (GO): ATP binding; nucleic acid binding
Source: RefSeq, a predicted model, not a curated record
AUGUCCAAAAGAUCAAGAAAGGAAUCCAGCCAUGAGCCGACACAGCAAACACGAUCCAAGAAACAAGUCGUCCAUGAACCGUUAACACCUUAUCUUGAACGAUUGGAACGCCUUUUUCGCUCCGUCAACACAUUUUGUGCUUUCUGCGAUGCUCGAUUAACUACUGCCAUGACCUUUUCGGCCAUAAAGUCAUCAGUGCCCGAAGUAGAGUUACGAGAUCUUGCUGCCAUCAAUGUCAUUAUACCUGAUUUUGUCCAAUUCAGUUCCCCCUCCGAAGACGCCACACAUAAUGCAGCGGUAGAUCCGCAGUCCAUGAUUGUAAUUCAGUUUGGCAAGGCGAUCAGCAAACGGGCAGCUCGAGACAAACAUGCUUUAAGCGUCGGCAACCGGGGCGACGAUUGGCAUUUCAGAGGUCAGGAAGUCAAACCUGUGAAGCCUGAAGCGAUUCGGAAAGCCAUUGAUAAACGCAACAAACAGUUUACCGAAGCGCUGCAGCGGCUGAUACGAUCCUGCCACAAAAAGAAUAUCAAUGUAGAUACCCACAUCAACACCUCUUUGGGGCAGCAUAUGCCUGGAUCUGUAUCUAUCCCAACCGAACCGCCCCACGCCGUGACUGAGUUACCCUCAAGUGAUGAACCCGUUGAUAUGGCACAGAUUAUUGAGCGUUUACAACUUCAAUCCUUUUAUCGAGGUCAGAUUGAUCAAGACCACCGACGUACCUUUCCAUCAAAGAUAGGUCGUUACGGAAAUUUGGAUCCCCCUGUGGCACCAGAGAUAGCACACGCUCUCCAAGAAAAAGGCAUCAACCAACUCUACAUCCACCAAGCCGAAGCUUUGGCAGGUUUGCGAAACGGUCAGCAUGUCAUUGUCGCUACUUCAACAGCUAGUGGAAAAUCACUCAUCUAUCAGAUUCCGGUAUUGGAAGCCCUGCUGCAAUGUAAAACAGCCAGAGCAAUGUACCUAUUUCCAACCAAAGCACUCGCUCAAGAUCAAGUGAGAGUGCUCCAACAAUUUAUCCAAGGCAUUCCUGAUCUUCACGAUAUCAUGAUCCGAACUUUUGAUGGAGACACACCCACAGAACAACGCGCUGAUAUAAGGGAUAAUGCGCAUGUAAUUUUCAGCAAUCCCGACAUGCUUCAUCACUCUAUUUUACCCAAUGCAUCAAGGUGGCGAUGGUUCCUGCAAUCGCUGAAAUAUGUUGUUGUCGACGAAAUCCAUGUGUAUAACGGUCUUUUUGGGACGAAUGUGGCACUAAUUAUGCGACGAUUACGCCGCCUGUGCCAUCAUUAUGGCAACGAUCAGGUUCAGUUUGUCUCUUGUAGCGCCACCAUUGGUUCACCCGAUGUACAUAUGCAACGUCUAUUUGGUAUUGAUAACGUCAAGCUCGUCACGGAAGACGGCUCUCCUUGUGGACAAAAGGAAUUCAUUUUAUGGAAUCCUCCUCUUAUCAAUCCAAUGGAUCCUCAAUUUGGAAGGAAGAACGCUAUUGCCGAAGGCGCUCAACUGCUGGAAUACCUUCUCAAGAACAAUGUCCGCACUAUCGCGUUUUGCAAGAUCCGUAAAGUUUGUGAAAUGUUUAUGAAACAAUUGCGCGAUAAUUUGGAGGGACAGCAACGACAGGAUCUACUGAACCGUGUGAUGGCGUAUCGAGGCGGCUACACUCCGCAAGAUCGACGACGCAUUGAACGGCGACUCUUUAACGGCGAGCUGUUGGGUGUGGUUGCUACGAACGCUUUGGAGUUGGGGAUCGAUAUUGGCUCUUUAGAUGCGGUAUUGAUGAUUGGCGUGCCUUGGUCGAUUGCUGCUCUAUGGCAACAAUCGGGACGCGCUGGUCGACGUAAUGCGGAUUCACUUUCCAUGGUGGUCGCUGACCAGAAUCCGUUGGAUCAAUACUAUUCGCGUCAUCCGGAAGCGUUAUUUGAGCAAACGCCCGAGCAGCGUCAAUUUGAAGUGGACAAUUCGCUCGCGUUGGAGAGCCAUUUGCAGUGUGCAGCGGAAGAAUUGCCUAUUGAUAUCCACAAAGACGCCGAGUUUUUUGGCCCUAAUAUCGAGACGAUCUGUGCCGAGCACCUCACACCGAUUAAUCAGGAAAAGAGCCUUUAUCGACCUCAUCCGCAAUUCCGACCUUACCCGUCGCAAUUUGUCAAUAUCCGAAACAUUGUGGACGAGACCUAUGCGAUUGUAGAUGUAACAGGAGGAAGAAAUGUGAUUAUUGAAGAAAUCGAGUCUUCUCGCGCUCCAUUUGAAAUAUAUGAAGGCAGAGUGCAUUUAACGCGCGUGGAUUGGACAACGCAGCAGCGCGAUUUUACCAACGUCAACGCACUGAGUACAACCAUGUGCAAACCUAUAAAAACCCACUCUCCGAAUACAGUGAGUUAUGGCAAAGUGCAAGUGGAAACUGUGGUUUUCGGGUACUAUAAACUGGACAAACGCAAGCGAAUCAUUGACAGUUUGGAUGUUUACAUGGAUCCGUUAAUUCGCGAAUCAACGGGAAUCUGGACAGACGUGCCAAGGUCUGCUCUGAUGCAAUUAGAACAGCUCGAUAUUGAUCCCAUGGCUGCGAUCCACGGAUCAGCCCAUGCGUUGAUAUCGUUGCUACCAAAAUUCACCUUUUCCAGUGUUGGCGAUAUCCGUACCGAGUGUAAGAGCCCGCAUGCGACACGGCAUCGUCCCAACAGAAUUGCACUGUACGAAACGCAGCCUAGCGGUGUAGUCCGACAAGCGUAUCAACACUUUGACAAUCUUGUUGUGAGGUGUGUCCAACAAAUCGAAAACUGUGCCUGUGAAGACGGCUGUCCUUCGUGUGUACAUCUACCGACAUGUUCUGAGCAUAACGUGCUAUGUUCAAAGGCUGGCGCGCUAAUCAUUUUCCAGGCACUUCAAAAUAACAAUGCUUGA